GUAUUUCCGCCAUGUCAAAUUAAUAAUUGGAUAGUGUUUAGAUGAAAGUUUGUAUAUAAGUUCAACCCCAAAAAUGUCUGGGAAUGUGGGAAUGGAACAGUUGAUCCCUAUUGUGAAUAAACUGCAGGAUUGUUUUGCUUCACUAGGGAUCCCAAUUUCUCUGGAUUUGCCGCAAAUUGCUGUGGUGGGCAGUCAAAGUGCCGGAAAAAGUAGUGUGCUUGAGAAUUUUGUGGGCAGAGAUUUUUUACCAAGAGGCAGUGGAAUAGUCACCCGACGACCUUUGGUUUUACAGCUCAUCAACUCCCCUACAGAAUAUGCUGAAUUUUUACAUCAGAAGGGAAAACGGAUAUCGGACUUUAAUCUUGUUCGGAAGGAAAUCGAAGAUGAAACAGAUCGUGUAACAGGAGCUAACAAAGGAAUCUCCAACAUUCCCAUUAAUUUAAGGGUUUAUUCUCCAAAUGUAUUAAAUUUGACAUUGAUUGAUUUACCUGGUAUGACAAAAGUACCGGUUGGAGAUCAACCAGCAGAUAUUGAGAUGCAGAUACGAGCUAUGUUACUAGAGUUUAUAGCUAAAGAGAGUUGUCUUAUCUUGGCUGUAUCACCCGCUAACGCUGAUCUGGCCAACUCUGAUGCUCUGAAGAUAGCUAAAGAAGUUGAUCCACAAGGUUUACGAACUAUUGGUGUGGUAACAAAAUUAGAUUUAAUGGAUCAAGGAACAGACGCAAGAGAUAUUCUAGAAAAUAAACUUCUUCCUUUACGUAGAGGUUAUAUUGGUGUUGUUAAUCGAAGUCAGCGUGAUAUUGAAGGAAGAAAAGAUAUACGAGCUGCUCUAGCUGGAGAACGUAAAUUCUUCCUGUCUCAUCCCUCAUACAGACAUAUGGCCGAUCGUAUGGGAACACCAUAUUUACAGAAAGUUUUAAAUCAACAAUUAACUAAUCAUAUUCGUGAAACUCUACCCAAUCUACGCAAUAGAUUACAGUCACAAUUACUGGCCAUGGAGAAAGAUGUAGAGGAAUAUAAAAACUUCAGACCAGACGAUCCAGCACGAAAAACAAAAGCCAUGAUGCAAAUGAUCCAACAGUUUUGUCGACACCAAUAA
Molecule: messenger RNA, 1099 nt
Organism: Patella vulgata (common limpet)
Lineage: Eukaryota; Metazoa; Mollusca; Gastropoda; Patellidae
Product: dynamin-1
Exons: 9
Coding region: 74-1099 (341 amino acids)
Biological process (GO): receptor-mediated endocytosis
Cellular component (GO): cytoplasm; plasma membrane; synapse
Molecular function (GO): microtubule binding; GTP binding; GTPase activity
Source: RefSeq, a predicted model, not a curated record